UCAGUACAUGUGAGUGUGUCAUUCCCUGUGUGGCACAACAGAAGGUGAUAGUUCUGAUGUAAUGGCUCAGACAAUUUCUGGUUCUGCCCCUCAGAGCUUCUCAGUCUAUGUCUCUGUGUAAAUUUCUCUCUGUGUGUGUGUGUGUGUGUGUGUGUGUGUGUGUGUGUGUGUGUGUAUGGGUGUGUGUUUGUGUGUGUGUGUGUGUAUGGGUGUGUGUUUGUGUGUGUGUGUGUGUCUUUGUAUCCCUUUGUAUAUUUCUCUGUCUUAAUGAGUUAGUUUUAUUUAAUUCCCUUUGUGUGUAAAUGUCAUUUUCUGGACUCUUGCACGUGUCUCUCCCUCAGCAUGUCUGUGUGUCCCUCUAUCUCCCUGUACGUCUGUAUUCCCUCCCUCUCCCUGUCUCCCCUUUUGUGUAUGUGCCAGUCUGUGCCCCUCUCUCUCUAUACCUGGCUGGCACUAUGUCUCCCUGAGUGUCUUUCCCUGUCACCACGUGGGUCUCUGCUUGUUCCUCUCCCUGCAUUCCUAUGUCCCUCAUUGUAACUUUGUGUGUGUGGAUUUGUCUGUCUCUCUCUGUCUGACAUUGCGUGUCUCCCUGUGUGUAACUCUCGCUGUGCCUGUGUCUCUGUUCCACCCCGUCUCUCACCCUCUGUCACUGUGUGUCCUUCUCUGUCUCUGUCCCCUCCGUCACUCUCUCUCUUUCUAUCACUCUCUACCUCUGUCUCUCUUUCCUCUGUUUGUCCUUUUAUCUGUCUCUAUCUCUGUCCCUCUCUCUGUUUCUGUCACUCUCUCUCUCUCUCUCUCUCUCUCUGUCUUACUGUGUGAGAUAGUUUGCACUUUCCUUAUUGGUUAGCGGACGCCUCCCCAGAAACAGAUUUGUUGGUGUGUGGGGGAAUGUAAUUAUCAGAUUGAAAAAUCAGGGCGGGCUGCAGAGACAGAGAGAGACAGAGAGAGGAUCCAGAGGCAGGGAAACGCCGACAGAAGCGCCAGGGAAUAAAUACUCCGGAGCUGUGGGGUCGCAGCUCCCGGGGUGAUUCGGAAGCUCCAUCCGAGCCUGAGGACGAAGGAGCAGCUGGAAUCUCCGAAGCUGCCGGCCAGAGAAACACAGCGAUACCAGCCAGUGAGACAGUCUUUCUCCAGAGAGCUUUUGCAAUGCCACGGUCAUUUCUGGUGAAGAUAAAAAAAACUUACCAUCAGGUUCGCUCCACCGAUGAUGAAGUGUUUCCCAAACUGGAGCCAGCACCAUCGCCUCCUGCUGAUUCGACUUCUCAGACUCCAGGACAUUGUGUAGAACCCAAGGCUGGGGUGAAAGGUCAUGACACCCAACCUGAAUGGGAGGGGGUCCCAUGGGAGAACAGCGCAGCCAAUGAGAAGGCAUCUCCAUGUCACAUGACCAAGGACCCCAUCCACACCUUCUGUUCAGAGUCAGGCUCGGUAGCCCUGCGAUCGGCCAGCGAUGAAGAAUGCUUGCUGUCUCCGAUCUCUGCGCCUGGCUUCCCCUGGGGUCGAUUCCAGAAUGUGUAUGAUCUGUGCCAUCUCUCCUCUGGCUUUCCCUCCUCUCUCCUGGUGGGCACAGCUGAUUUGUAUGGGCGCCGUGUUUCGAGACCCUUGGAGAUUGACCAACCGAUUGACUACAGCACCCACUACAGCUCAGUAUCCAGCUCCUACAACUGCAUCAAGUGUAACAAGGUCUUCUCCACCGCCCAUGGACUUGAGGUCCAUGUCAGGAGAUCACACAACGGGAUUCGACCUUUUGCUUGUGACUUGUGUGGGAAAACAUUUGGUCACGCAGUCAGCCUGGAGCAACACAUGAACAUCCACUCACAGGAGAGAAUCUUUGAAUGUAAAAUGUGUGGGAAAAGCUUCAAGAGAUCAUCAACAUUGUCCACCCACCUGCUGAUCCACUCGGACACCCGGCCCUAUCCAUGCCAGUACUGUGGGAAACGCUUCCACCAGAAAUCUGACAUGAAGAAGCACACGUACAUCCACACAGGAGAGAAGCCUCACAAGUGCCAGGUGUGUGGGAAGUCAUUCAGUCAGAGCUCGAACCUGAUCACCCACAGCCGCAAGCAUUCGGGCUUCAAACCUUUUGGCUGCGAGCUCUGCGCCAAAGGCUUUCAGCGCAAAGUGGACCUCCGACGUCACCGGGAGACCCAGCACGGCCUGAAGGCAUAGGAACGGCCAGCGAUCCCGCACUUUUCAGCAUGGCACUGCAGAGUCAACUGGCAGCACCCCCCUACCCUGCAAGCUCUCGCUCCUAAUACUGGCUGUGGGGGAGAGUGACACUCGGCGUCUUAUUACAGGGCAGAGCUGGAAAGUGGGGGGAGACCGUGGCGUUGUGGUCGUGUCAGUGAUCCCUGACCAAUGUCCAGACCCAGGUUCAAAUCCUACCGCCCCCACCACAGCUGAUUUGAUGAAAUUUAAACUCAACUGAUGAUCAUCUCCUUAACAGCAUCAACUGUUGUGGGAGCCCUGUCACUGAUUCACCGAAGCCCUUUGCAGGGGGUGGGGGAAAUCUGCCAUCCUUACCCAGCCUGGCCUACAUGUGACUCCAGACCCACAGCAACAGGGCUCACCCCUAAUGGCCCUUUGAAAUGUCCUGCAGAUCCAGUCUGUUCAAGGGCAGUUAGGGGGAGGGUCACAAAUGCUGGAACAUCUGAUCCCUCUGUGCUGUCAGCUGUCCUGAACUUUUCUGUCAUCACUUUGGAGAUGGCCUGCGUGACUUCUGUUAACAUUACUGUAAUCAGAAAUCCCCCCCGUCCCACCCGCAACAGAGAGGUCACUUUAUCACAGAUUGACUCUCAUCGCUGUCAGGCUACCACCUUCCUCUCUAACCUCUCAAUCUCCGUCGGUGCCUAAAAUGCCUCAUCAUCUCUGCAAUUCUCUACACACUGACCUCUUGUGUGCUGCACAGUUCCUUUGCUCUCUCUCAGCAGUAUCGACCUCAAGCUUUGCAAUCCUCCCCCUACACCUCUCCACGCAUCUCUCUCCACUUUAAGACACUCCUAAAAAUCUACCUCUUUGACCACAGACUCGGUUUGUGCUAAGCUGAACUAACAGCUACUUCUUUUUACUUUGCUCAAUGUCAAACUUUCUCUGAUUCCACACCUGUGGAAACACCAUGGGAUAUUUUAUUAGCUGCAAGAUGGGCGGCUUGGUGGUGAGCACUGCAGCCUCACAGCACCAGGGACCCGGGUUCAAUUCCACCCUCGGGCGACUGUCUGUGUGGAGUUUGCACGUUCUCCCCGUGUCUGUGUGGGUUUCCUCCGGGUGCUCCGGUUUCCUCCCACAGUCCAAAGAUGUGCAGGCUAGGUGGAUUGGCCAUGCUAAAUUACCCGUAGUGUUCAGGGGUGUGUAGAUUGGUGGAUGCUGUGUGGACUCGUUGGGCUGAAGGGCCUGGUUCCACACUGUAGGGAUCCUAUGGUCUAAAUGCAAGUCUUUGUUGCAGAUUAACUUAAGUCAAACCAACCCAGAAGCUACUGAGUUCUGAAGCAGUCAUUCUGCACUUGAAACAUUAACUGUUUCUCUCCAGAAGCUGCCAGACUUGCUGAGCCUUUCCAGCACUUUCUGACCUUGUUUCCAAUCUCCAACAUCUGCAGUUAUAGAGUCACGCGGCUCUUUGUUUUAAUUUAUUAAGAAGGCUCCUGGGUUAGGCACUCGGUGUAUGAUGGUGUGGAAGGGUUAGGGGGCGUGGGGGACCUCAGUGCCACUGGGCGUGUGGAGGGCGGGGGGAUACGGUCCAACUUGGGGGUUUGUGCCCUCAGAUGCCAUCCCCUGGCCUGAGCAGCUGAACAUCGAUGGAGGGAUGAGGAAAGGAACAGAAUGGUUUCAGAGAAGAUAACUAACUUUGUAUUGGAAACCUUGCUUUAAUUGCAGUGUUUCCUUUUAAGCACAAUAUUAGACAAAAGAAAACAUAGAAUCUAGAGCAGGAGGAGGCCAUUCGGCCCCUCGAGCCUGCUUUGCUAUUCAAUUGGACCAUGGCUGACCAUCCAACUGUUUAUAGUUGUUCCUGCUUUCCCCCAGAUCCAUACUCAGUGACCCCCAGUGCCCUCGCACUUCCACAACUUUUUGCUGGGUAGGAAUUUCACAGAUUCACCAGCCUCUGAGUGAAGAGAUUCCUUGUGUCACUCCUCAGUGGUCUACUCUAUAUCCCCCAGAGACAGUGUCCCUGGUCCCUGAGGUGCUGGAGAGGGGUCACUGGCCUCAAAACAUAAAUGCUGUUUCCUCUUCAUGGAUGCUGUCAGACCCACUGAGUUUCUCCAACAUACUUGUAGUUUUGUUUGUCCCUGGUUCUUGACUCCCCGACCAGUGUAAACAUCCUCCCUGCACCUUGUGUGGCCAAUUCCUAGUAAACGUCUUUAUUUUGCAGUCAGACUGUACAGAUCAGAAACAGGCCAUUUGCUCCUAAUGGGCCAUGCUAGCCUCGGUUAUUUAUGUCACAUCUAAGCCUGCCAGCUCUCCUUCAUCUCACCUUGACAUGCCCCCUUCAAUACAUUCACCUCUCCCUAAUGUAGUUAUUCAGCAUCUCCCUGUACUGUGUUCACUUCAUCCAUUCCUUGUGGAGCAGGGUUGGGGGGGUACAUCCAUAUUCUCAUCACUCUCAGCAUGAAGAGGCUUCUGCAGAAUUCCUGACUGGAUUUAUUUGUGACCGUCUGAUACUUUUGACUCCUAGUUUUAAUCUCUGCCAUUAGUGGAAACGCGCUCUCUCUCUCUCCAUCUAACCUGCCAAAGCUUGGGUGAAAACCUCUAUUAUGUUGCCCCUCAGGUUCCUUUUCUCUUCAGAAGGCAUCUCCAACUUGUUUAUAUUUUCCUGGUGGUGAUAAAUCUCGCAGGCUGGUAUCAUCCUCAAAAAUUCCCAUCUGUUGCUGCAGGAUUUGUGUUCGAAGAGUUGUUUGUUACUUUCCUGGGUUAAAGCAUUCGCGCCCAGUCAUUUGGCCUGCUCCAGUGUAAGUCCUCGCGGGGAAUGAAGACCUAUCCUACCCCAGCACCGGGGAAGGGUGGAAUUAGCAAAGGGUGCAGCUUGGAAGGAGACCAUUCACCGCAUUGUACCCCUGCUAGCUCUUUCAAAGAGCUGUCAAUAUUCCAGCAAUUUGAAACUUGCUAUGUUUUCACAGACUCAUAUGCUGCAGUGUCAUGAGAGAAAGCAAUGACCAGAGGUGAAUUUAACCUGAGGACGCCUAUGCUUUGAGUUGGUGGAGGGGUAGGGUUGAGAAAGCAGGUCCUUCGGGAUGACCUUAGUCACUCCAGAAAUUGAACCCAUGCUGUUGGGGGUUACCCUGCAUUGCAAACCAGCUGUCCAGCCAACUGAGCUAACCCUUCCCCCUAACUAUUUCUCCAAUUCCCUUUGGAAAGUCACUAUUGAAUCACACUCUGGGUCACAACUUCCUGCUUUUUAAACAGAUUGGUUUAAAUCUGAAAAUCACAGCAGGUCAGGCAGCAUCCAUGGAGAAAGAGAGAGAGCUAACAUUUCAAAUCUAGAUGACUCUUCUUCAAAACUGGUAAUCAGAGCUCCCAUGAAGAGUGGUCUAGACAUUAGUGAAAUGUUAGCUCGCUUCCUCUUCAUAGAUGCUACCUGACCUGUGACCUCCAGGACUUUUUGUUUUCAGUACAGAGUCCAGCGUCUGCAGUCACUUGCUCCUGCAUUGUGUUUUAAAUCUGUGUCCUACAGUUUCCUUCUCUCCCAGAUCCUUUGGGGACAGUGGACUGGACCUUACUGAUGUAGCAGCAUGGAACCCUCUCCCCAGCACCCCCAAUUUGCCAUCUAAUCCCAAUCCUGGGCCCAGGCACUCGCAAAGAUACCAAGAUGAGUUGGAGGUCCAUUCCCUGACAGCAGUGCGGGUGCACUGUGACUCUUUGGCAGAGGUCCUGAAGGGGACGCCCAGUGGAAGCACCUCUUCAUUUCUCCCGCCACUCUGUUAAAUAUUCUCAGCAGUGAGCAGGCAGCUGCCGGUCUCUGAGACUGUGACUCUCCCUGGAUGCUGGCAAAUGAAUUGAGCCAACCCUGCCUUGCUGGGCAGGGUAGGCCUAACCGUGCCAGGAUGUUGCUGAGGGUCUGAUCCGAGAAACUGCUGCACCCCCCCCACCCCGCAUCCCUGUCCUCCAGCACACACACCUUCCCCCCGCACCCCCGCCACCCCGCCGACCCACCAAUUCCAGGGUGAGAGAAACGCCAGAAGUUUAUUCAAACUGGUGACAGAGUGGGAGGAAGGGAUGCACUCGGUACUGCAGGAAGGAAACUGACCGUGUCCCAGGUCACAGUCAUGGUGUGACACUGAUGAUACUAACUCUCCAGGGUUAAAAGAGCAUCUCCAAGAGUUAGGCUAGACCCUCCCUGUCGAGAGACCCAAACCCGGGUAAAACUCAGCUCAGGGGCUGUCAAGGAAAUUGUAUUUUUUUUUCAGAAAAUUCUUUUUGAAUACUUUUCCUUGUCAUAUCAGACCUGUUAAGUCAAGCCCUCUUGGUCAACUGUCAAGAAUCCGGGAGUCCCUACGGUGCCGAAAGGGGCCAUGCAGCCCAUCAAAAUCUGCACUGGCCCUCGGAAGAGAAUCCUGUCCAGAUCCACCCCGUUCCCCAUAACCUCCCACGGGGGGUUUCUCCCCAUGGCUAACCGACCUAAACUGCUCAUCCCAAAACAUUACAGGCCAGCUUAGCAUGGCCGAUCCAGCUAGCCUGCACGUCUCCAGACUGUGGGAGGAAACCGGAGAACCCGGAGGAAACCCACGCAGACACGGGGAGAAUGUGCAAACUCCACACAGACAGUCGCCUGAGGCUGGGAUCGAACCCGAGCCACCAGGCCACUCUGAUAUUCAGAAGAAUCAUCCGAUGGACAGCUGAGAAUUCCACUCCCGUUCUGACUGGCUGUGGGCGCUGUGAAAAUGGACACAUCAAGUGAACGUGUUGGGUAGGUGGGUGGGGAGGGGGCGCAAUUGGAGACGAAGAAACCACGAUGUCCAAUGACAGUUGACUGGGAAAGGGGUGGGAAAGCGGAUGUGAGGAAUUUCGGAUCAGCCAUGUUCCUGUUGAAUGGUGGAGCAGGUUCGAGGGGCCAAAUGGCCUCUUUCUGCUCUUAUUCCUUACGGUCUUGUUCCUAUGCCGAAGCUUCUUUAAUGGUUAUUUUGCUUCUUUCUGCCUCUGAUGCUGGAUGAAAUUUAUUGAGAAUAAAUUCUUGCUGAGCCAA
This is a messenger RNA of Stegostoma tigrinum, 7171 nucleotides long. RefSeq names its product growth factor independent 1B transcription repressor (gene gfi1b). Bases 1147 to 2169 code for a protein of 340 amino acids. The record is from RefSeq and is a predicted model, not a curated record. The transcript has 7 exons. Gene Ontology annotation, cellular component: nucleus. Lineage: Eukaryota; Metazoa; Chordata; Chondrichthyes; Orectolobiformes; Stegostomatidae.